CAGCUGGAUCGGGCGCCGAGAGAGGAACUGCUGCCCUAUGGAAUACAGAUGCCUGAAUGCAGAUAGCUAACGCUUGCGUGGAGGAAUCUAACAUGCUCUCCUGUAAAGAGAAAUUUUAAAAGCCAGGUUCCUAACUAGAAAGAUGCAAAAACGUAAUAUCCAUGAAGAUCCUAUCACCUAGGAAGACUUUGACAUUUUGCUGCGAAUGCCGUGUUGGGAUUGAUUUAUUUUUGGAAUGUUCUGCAUGGCUGGCAAAGAAUAAUGUUCCAAAAUCGGUCCAUCUCCCAAGGGGUCCAAUUUUUCUUCCUGGGUGUCAGCGAGCCCUGACUCACUACAGUGCAGCUGACAGGGGCUGCCAUGCUUGUGGCACACUAAGCAAAAAACAAAGACCUAAGGACGACCUUUGAACAACACAAAGGAUGGGUUUCAAUGUAAUUAGGCUACUGAGCGGAUCAGCUGUAGCUCUGGUAAUAGCCCCUACUGUAUUACUGACAAUGCUUGCUUCUGCUGAACGAGGAUGCCCUAAGGGCUGUAGGUGUGAAGGCAAAAUGGUAUAUUGUGAAUCUCAGAAAUUGCAGGAGAUUCCCUCGAGUAUAUCUGCCGGUUGUUUAGGUUUGUCCCUUCGAUAUAACAGCCUCCAAAAACUAAAAUACAAUCAAUUUAAAGGUCUUAAUCAACUCACCUGGCUCUAUUUAGACCAUAACCACAUCAGCAAUAUUGACGAAAAUGCUUUCAAUGGAAUACGCAGACUAAAAGAGUUGAUCUUGAGUUCCAACAGGAUCUCCUAUUUUCUUAAUAAUACCUUCAGACCUGUGACAAAUCUCCGGAACUUGGAUCUCUCAUACAAUCAGCUGCAGUCUCUGGGAUCUGAGCAGUUCAGGGGCUUAAGGAAGCUGCUGAGUUUACAUUUGCGAUCCAAUUCCCUAAGAAAUAUCCCUGUUCGAAUAUUUCAAGACUGCAGGAACCUUGAACUGUUGGACCUGGGUUAUAAUCGGAUACGGAGUUUAGCAAGGAAUGUCUUUGCAGGCAUGAUCAGACUGAAAGAGCUUCAUCUGGAGCACAAUCAAUUUUCUAAGCUCAACCUGGCACUUUUUCCACGGCUAGUCAGCCUUCAAAACCUUUAUUUACAGUGGAAUAAAAUCAGCGUGAUAGGACAAACUAUGUCCUGGACCUGGAGCUCAUUACAAAGACUUGAUUUAUCUGGCAAUGAAAUCGAGGCUUUCAGCGGCCCCAGCGUUUUUCAGUGCGUGCCCAAUUUACAGCGCCUCAACCUGGACUCAAACAAGCUCACAUUUAUUGGUCAGGAGAUUUUGGAUUCCUGGAUAUCCCUCAAUGACAUCAGCCUUGCCGGGAAUAUAUGGGAAUGCAGCAGAAACAUUUGCUCCCUGGUAAACUGGCUUAAAAGUUUCAAAGGGCUGCGGGAAAAUACAAUCAUUUGUGCCAGCCCCAAAGAGCUGCAAGGGGUCAACGUGGUCGACGCGGUGAAAAACUACAGCAUCUGUGGCAAGAGCACCACAGAACGCUUCGAGCUAGCACGGGCUCUCCCCAAGCCAACGCUCAACCCCAAACCUGCCAGGCCUAAACACGACAGCAAGCCCCCCGAGCCGCCCACCGCUGGGGCCACCGAGGCGAGCGCGGAGGCCGAGCCCGACGCGGAGCACAUCUCCUUCCACAAGAUCAUAGCGGGCAGCGUGGCCCUCUUCCUCUCCGUGCUCGUGAUCCUGCUCGUCAUCUACGUGUCCUGGAAGCGCUACCCAGCCAGCAUGAAGCAGCUGCAGCAGCGCUCCCUCGUGCGCAGGCACAGGAAGAAGAAGAGGCAGUCGCUGAAGCAGAUGACGCCGAGCACACAGGAGUUCUAUGUAGAUUACAAGCCCACCAACACGGAAACCAGCGAGAUGCUGCUCAACGGAACGGGACCCUGCACGUACAACAAGUCAGGCUCCAGGGAAUGCGAGGUAUGAACCAUUGUGAUAAAAGAGCUUUUAAACGCUGCAAAAUAGUGGUGCUUUACUGAACUCUAGGGACUAAAAAGGGAACAUUUUUCUCACUUCUCUGGCACAGCUCUUCCAUGUCACUUUUUUUGUACAAUCAUAAUGCUGGUCAUUUUACUCUCAUACAUAAUCAACUCAUUGAGAUUUGAAUACCGCAAUCAAUGUGAAGCCUGAGCUCUGCUUUAAUACAAUAUCUAUUGUACAAACCCUCUACUGAUCAUUAAAGUCUCACUUGUUUUUAAAUAGAAAAC
Messenger RNA from Tinamus guttatus (white-throated tinamou), 2242 nucleotides. The record is from RefSeq and is a predicted model, not a curated record. Lineage: Eukaryota; Metazoa; Chordata; Aves; Tinamiformes; Tinamidae.